CGUCCCGGGCGCUCGGCUGAUUGGACACGCGAGCUCCGCCUUCCCGCGCCGUGAUGGCGGCGAGUGACCCGGAAACGGCCCAGAGACAAACAGAAGAAAUUGAAGCCUUAUCUGCUAUAUAUGGUGAUGAAUGGUGUACCAUUGAUGAAGAUGCAAAAAUAUUCUGCAUUCAGAUUAGUGAUUGCCUGGAAAAGCCAAAGUGGAGACUCUGCCUGCAGGUGAUCCUUCCUCCUGAAUACCCUACAACAGCACCACCUAUUUAUCAAAUAAAUGCUCCUUGGCUUUCUGGACAGGAAUAUGCGGAACUUGCAAAUUAUCUGGAAGAACUCUAUGUACAGAAUCUUGGUGAAAGCAUCCUUUAUCUAUGGGUGGAGAAGAUACGUGAAUUUUUGAUAGAAAAAUCGCAGUCUUCUGAUUCAGUAGGACCAGAUGUUAAAAAAAUUACAGAAGAAACUGAUCUGGAGUAUGAAGAGAAUUUUUCACUGGAGUAUCAACCCCUCCAGGAAUGUGCAGCUGUAACUCUGAAUUUUGAUCUGUCAGAAAGCCAGGAAGAUGAAGAGCUGCCUCCAGUUUAUCAUGGAAAUCCAAUUACAGACCGAAGAAGCACUUUCCAGGCACAUUUAGCACCUGUUGUGAGCCCCAAACAGGUGAAAAAUGUUCUUUCUGAGUUGUACAAGAAUAAGAAAAUAGCCAGUGCUACUCACAAUAUAUAUGCAUACAGGAUAUACUGUGAAGACAAGCAGACUUUCUUACAAGAUUGUGAAGAUGAUGGUGAAACAGCUGCAGGUGGACGUCUUCUCCAUCUCAUGCAGAUCCUGGAUGUCCGCAAUGUUCUGGUGGUGGUGUCCCGCUGGUAUGGUGGUAUCCUGCUAGGACCAGAUCGUUUUAAACACAUCAACAAUUGUGCCAGAAAUAUACUUGUGGAACAGAACUACACCAAUUCCCCUGAAAAUUUAUCUAAGCAGCUGGGGAAGAACAAAAGAAUAAGGAAGGACAAGAAGAAAAUGUAACAUUAAUUCAGUUUGCAAAAUCACAAUAGCCAUUUUAUCUUUCCCCUGUAUGUAAGCAGUUAAAACACCAGUCACUCAGAUAGUGAAAGGAACUUUUGUAAUCCUAA
Molecule: messenger RNA, 1117 nt
Organism: Lacerta agilis (Sand lizard)
Lineage: Eukaryota; Metazoa; Chordata; Lepidosauria; Squamata; Lacertidae
Gene: IMPACT
Product: impact RWD domain protein
Exons: 11
Coding region: 54-1010 (318 amino acids)
Biological process (GO): regulation of translational initiation
Cellular component (GO): cytoplasm
Molecular function (GO): protein binding
Source: RefSeq, a predicted model, not a curated record